Molecule: messenger RNA, 4564 nt
Organism: Micropterus salmoides (largemouth bass)
Lineage: Eukaryota; Metazoa; Chordata; Actinopteri; Centrarchiformes; Centrarchidae
Gene: ncln
Product: nicalin
Exons: 15
Coding region: 131-1864 (577 amino acids)
Biological process (GO): regulation of signal transduction
Cellular component (GO): endoplasmic reticulum membrane
Source: RefSeq, a predicted model, not a curated record
AAUGAUUAUCAGUUGCUCCGGUUGUGGUUAGCGGUUGGCUAGCUAGCUAAACUGGGUACCCGUCUUGCUGAGAGUUGACAGCUAUAAUUUGUGUUUUAUCCGUAGCUGUGUGCCGAAAACAAUCGCCACGAUGUUCGAGGAGGCUAGUGAAAUGUUUGACAACAUGUUUAAAUCUUCAUUCCCACUCACCUUCAUUGUGUUUAUCCCCGCGGUGCUGAUCCUGGUGUCACCGCUCCCGGCCGAGGCGGCACAUGAAUUCACGGUGUAUCGCAUGCAGCAGUACGACCUGCAGGGGCAGCCGUACGGUACCAGGAAUGCCAUCCUGAACACAGAGGCCCGUACUGUGGAGGCGGAGGUACUAAGUCGCCGCUGUGUCAUCAUGCGGCUGGCAGACUUCUCCUAUGAAGAGUACCAGAAAGCCCUGCGCCAGUCAGCUGGGGCUGUGGUCAUAAUCUUGCCGAAGAAUAUGUCUGCUGUGCCCCAGGACAUAGUGCAGCAGUUCAUGGAACUGGAGCCGGAGAUGUUGGCUACUGAGACCAUCGUCCCCGUCUACUUUGCCAUGGAGGACGAUGAGCUGCUGUCCAUCUACACCCAAACCUUGACCUCCUCCUCCUCACAGGGUGCCUUAUCAGCAGCUGAAGUGCUGCUGCAUACGGCCACUGCCAACGGCUUCCAGAUGGUCACCAGUGGAGCACAGAGCAAAGCUGUCAGUGACUGGGCCAUCACCAGUUUAGAGGGUCGUCUAGCUGGUGUCGGAGGAGAGGACCUGCCCACCAUUGUCGUGGUUGCUCACUAUGACUCCUUUGGUGUUGCACCAUGGCUGUCGUACGGAGCAGACUCAAACGGCAGUGGAGUGUCCAUGUUACUAGAGCUGGCUCGUCUCUUCUCGAAACUUUACACCUACAAGAGGACACACGCUGGGUACAACCUGCUGUUUUUUGUGUCUGGUGGGGGGAAGUUUAACUACCAGGGUACCAAACGUUGGCUGGAGGACAAUCUGGACCAUACAGACUCCAGUUUGCUACAGGACAACGUAGCCUUUGUAUUGUGUCUGGACACUCUGGGGAACGGAGACUCUUUGCACCUCCAUGUGUCCAAACCUCCUAAAGAGGGAACCCCUCAGUUUUCUCUGCUCAAGGAGCUGGAGCUGGUGGUUGCUAGUCAGUACCCAGAGGUCAAGUUCUCCAUGGUCCACAAGAAAAUCAACCUGGCAGACGACAUGCUGGCCUGGGAGCAUGAGCGCUUCGGGAUCCGCCGGCUGCCAGCCUUCACGUUGUCCCAUUUGCCCUCCCACCGCUUGGCGCAGCGCUCCAGCAUCAUGGACGUGCGGUCAGUGUCCCCCUCCUCUCGCCACGGAGCGGGAGAGCCCCCUGCUGGGCCUCAUGUAGAUGUGAAGAAACUCAACAGGAACACCAAGGUGGUGGCAGAGGCACUGGCCAGGGUCAUCUACAACCUCACUGAAAAGGGGGCUCCUGGAGACCUGCAGAUCUUCACUGAACAGAUGCAGGUUCAGGAGGAGCAGCUAUCAGCGGUGGUGGACUGGCUCACAGCACAGCCCCGAGCCGCUCAGCUGGUGGACAAAGACAGCAGCGUGGUGUCCACUCUGGAGUAUCACCUCGGACACUACCUUAAGGAUGUCAAGAGACACUAUGUCAAAGCUGACAAAAGGGAUCCAGAGUUUGUAUUCUACGACCAGCUGAAGCAGACUAUGAAUGCUUACAGAGUGAAACCUGCUAUUUUUGACUUGUUGCUGGCCGUCUGCAUUGCAGCCUACUUAGGGAUGAUGUAUCUGGCUAUCCAGAACUUCGGAGUCCUGUACAGCGUUGUCCGCAGAAUCACCCAACCCAAGACAAAGACCCAUUAAGGUGCACAAUGCUGUUUUUUUGUUUGUUUUGUUUUUUUUCUCAGAUCCCAUCUUUUUCCUCAAAUCAAGAAACUUUAGCCGGAAAGAACACAGAAGCUGGGCCGAGCUGCUGUUUUCAUGAUGGUUUUUAAACCACCAGAAUCACUUCCGUUUCCUUCAUCCUGAUCCACAAACUAUGAUGUCAGAUCUUGUCCUGCUGCCAGCUUAAUCAAUUUGGUCUCAUGGACCAGAACAAUCAGGAAUCAUUUUUCACUCUCCCUGUCUUUAUCAACACAGAUGUCUUGUCAUUCAUUUGUGAUAAUCCCUUGCGUUGGAAGUAUUUCAUUAUUUGACUCUUCUGAGGGAUGUAAAGCAUUUGUCCACCAUGCCUCUGACAUCUAGAUGAGAUUAAGUGAGAGUUUGUGAUGUUGUUGUACCGCUGAUCGCUCUUCGUUCCUCCGCUCGGUCUACUGUAUGAGUGAUCAUUCUGCCAAACAGACGUCACGUGUUGUCUCAGGCAGCUACAGGGAGAAACUGACCACACAGAGUUUAAUCCAGCUAUUUCUUUUGUCAAGAGAUGUGUUCACCAACCUUUGUUAAAGGAUAAGUUCACAUUUUUUCAGUCUGUCUUAAUACAACACUCACAUUCCCAUAAAAAACGUUGAUUUAUUGGUGACUAUUCUUUCUCUCCAUACUGACUGUGAAGGGACCCCCCACCUCUGAGUAAAGUCUUGGUAGGAAACUCCACACACAGAGCUCAUCAAGGAAACACUGUCCUUGAAAGCAAAUAGAGGAAAUUUCAUACUAAAAAGACUAAACAUUAAUAUUUUUCCACCUGGACCAUAUUUUCCCAUGUUUUAGCCUACGAAUGAGGACAGUUUUUAGAAUUGGUGCAGUUUUGGGGCGAGCACACUGCAGUCAACAUCAAAGUACGUCCACUAAAGUGCUUGUUUUUGCCACUGACAGGCUUAGAUUGUUAUAAAAGGAUCCCUACAGAGAGAGACCUUUUUUUUUUUUAAAGAGUAAGACCCUUUUUUUUUUUUUUUACUGAAAACAGCCGCUUUAUGGCUCUAUUGGAAGCCACCAAAUUCUCUUGACAAAAACUGUAAUUUUACCUCUGUGGGUCCACAGCUGCUUCUUUGUGUUAUUGUGUGUCUUUGUCUUUAACACAAACAACAAACACGAAAGUCAGACAAUAACACUGUUCUGCGCGGUAGAAUUUGUUUUUGUCAAGGGAGUCUGGUGCCUUUGAACAGUGAGAUAUAGCGACUGUUUAUGCUUAAACAAGACUCUCUAAACACUCUAAAGAAGGUCUGUCCCUAUAGGGAUCCUUUCCAUAAUGUUGUCAGACACUUGUGGAAACAACCUGAGCUUGUCGGUGGCAAAAACAGUGCACUUCAGUGGAUGUAUUUUGACGGGGCACAAUUGCCCGCAAGGAUUACAUUGCAGCCCUGUUAAGCUGCUGCCAACUGCAGCGAUCUUACUCAAUACUGGACCAGUUAAAAAAAAUGUUGUCCCAAUUAGUCACUUAUAAGCAAAAACCUGGGAAAAUGUUUUUUCUGUUGAAAUGUGGUGGUGCUAGAAAGGGAGAUCCUCAGAGCCAGUAUGGAUAGGAGGAAUGAUCAGUGGCCAGUAACUUUCAGUGUACAUAUGGGAAUAUUGUGACAAGACAGACAGAGAAAUCUUCUCUUUUUAAUGCUCAGUGAAAAUGACUCCGAACACAAAUAUCGUUUACGGAUAAGACGAGUUGUCUAAAUAAAAUGUGAAGUAGUGUUUAGAUUAUCCUGAUUCUGUUGCCUUGGUAGUGAAUUUAUUAAAAGAAAGUCGAACGGAAGUAAAUCAUUGCCAAAAAAUUAUUGUAUGCAUUAAUCUGCCCAUUUAAUACAUAUAGUUAUAGAAGUUUAAAACAAAUUUCUACUUGAAAGUUUCCUUCUUGCUUUUUGUGUCACCUUUUUCUGUAGCUGAGGUUUGUUUCCUGUUGCUGUGUGACCUGGUCUGUGUUAUUUUUAAACCCUGAAAUUAUUAAAAAGACACGCACAUCAUCUGAAACCUCACGUUAAAGGUCACAUGCAACCUACAGGUUUAAUUUUUUACCUAAUCAGAGCAUGUGCGUAAAGAGGCAACCCAUCAUGAUGAGAUAAAACUCCCCCUUUACUGCUUUUUUAUCAGUAGUGCUGAAUUUGACCUUUUGCCGACUGUAGCAAUAACAUGAUUUGACUUAAUUUUUAAAGCUGUCAAGAUUUUUGUCAAGCCAGCACUGCAGUAUUUAUACACUAGUUGUCUUAAAAUGGGCAAUAACACAAAGGGUGUUGUUUUAAAUGGGGAAAAUAUCUUAAACACACCUAGAAUAUUAAUUGGUAAGAUAUUGGUGUGAACGAAUACUGCAUUGUUUCCUUGACCUGUGCUCUGCCUUGGUCUUGCCUUUGUUGUGGGUGAAUUGUGUGUGUGUUUGCCAUUUUGUAUUUUCCAUGUGUAACUGCAUCAUGUGACCUCGCACCCGGUAACAACAGGAUUUUUUAAAAAUUUACCAACACGAGGGAAAUACUGUGUGGUACAUAUGAAUUUUUAAUUUAUUGAAGCAGUUUCAUUUGUGCACUGAAAUGAUGAACUCUCCUCUGGUCUGAACUCUGUUUCACCUCAUCCACACUUGAUCUUUGCAAUGAAAAUGAUGCCAGUUGAGAGGAAAAAAAACAACACGAAAUUAAAAGAAAUCACAAUGAA